This is a messenger RNA of Amoebophrya sp. A120, 3625 nucleotides long. Lineage: Eukaryota; Dinophyceae; Syndiniales; Amoebophryaceae. The record is from the annotation of a GenBank genome assembly.
AGCGCAGAGACCGCAGAAAAGAAGCAUCGGUCCGGCUGUGCUGGUCUUUUUUGUCCUAGAACUACACUAGCAACCGCUGUAGAGAUUUAAGAUAGACAACAGAACAGAAUGGGAUUUUUGUUGUGGGUGCAACAGAAGUUGCAGUGGCACUAAGCGAGUUGUCUGUUAGUUUAUUCCGUGCCGCCGCGUGGUGCAGCGGCAGCGCUGAUCACGAUGAUCCUGCAAGAAGAGGGGUCGAAGAGUACAGCGCCGACGGAGGACGAGGACGAACAUGGUACCACCGCCAGGGGCAAUCUAUGCUUCGGUCCCUCAGAGUUAGAAGUUGACACAGUCUCGGGCAAGGUGACCGCAGCGGUGGGUGACAUUCUUUUUUUGCCUGCCAGGAUGAUGAAUGAAACCCCAAUGAAGCUCACGACUCUUUUCACGCUCUUCACUCGAAUCGCAGAAGGGCUUGUCUACUCACACAGUGAUGGUAUAAUGCUGGUGAAAUUGUUUGACGAGUUUGAGACUGUGUAAUAGCGGUACUCUGAGAGAUGCAUAUCGUGCGGCUUCCGUUCUUGGCCACGGUCGACCUCGACCAGAUCCCCAGCAAUGUGUCCGUACUCGUGACGAACUGAUUGCGGAGGUUGCCAGCCAGAAGGCCGAGGUGCACAGACAAACAGAAACUAUCCGACACGAGCAUAGCUUCACAUCCUCGAGAGUACAGUCGCGCGCUACGCACCAUGACAUCCUCUUCUACCUUCAGCGAAAAAAAAACCUUGAUAGUCUGAAACUGUAGUUGCAUGAUAUGCAUGCUCUCGUGUUGGUGGACUUUGCCGCCUAAGAAAAACUAAAGGGAAAACUUGAUCUUGGGGCGGUCCUGCAGUAGAAAGAUGGAUUUCUGCACGCCCCGACGUACUUCCACGGGAUGGUGCAGCCCGCUUUGAUUCCACAACCGCAAAGAAGCAGCAAGACGCCAUUAUCAAAGAUCUCCUGCGGCGUCUGGACAUAUGCUUUUUGCAAAUUAUGUUUCGCCGGGUUCUGAAAAGAUCAAGAACCGCGAGCAAGAUGCUUUGGAACUUUUGGUUAGGCACUCAUGACCUUUUUUUCUUUUACGCAUGUUGAGUACUCAAGCGACAGUGGUUUCUUUCUCUUUUCAGGCUCGAGAAACAUUGGGUUUGCGCUGUUUGAUAUUGGCGUGCAAACGCUUCGCAGGACGAGCUCCAAGCUACAAUCGAAAAGCAAAAUGAAGAACUGCAGGAGCAGAAAUCAACAUUCGAGCAGCGGAUAGCUGCGGUCCAUCAAUAUGCACUGCAAAACUAUUGCACUGGUUGUAGGAAAAAUUGCUUGUACAGACUUGCAUUUUAUUUCGCUCAACAUGAGUCAGGGUGAUGAACUUGUGUAGGGAAUUAGAGGUAGGGACAUUUGUGAUUGUGACAAAUGUUUUUACCUUGGUCUAACUACCGACGAGCAAAACCUUCUUUAUACAAUUAUGCAUAGAUGACAAUAGUUGCAAGUCCUGCGAGUCUGGUGCUUAGCUUUUCGGGCACGGAAUAGCGGAAAUACGACGGCACUCAUGGAGAAGACGGCCAAAGACCUGGAGGACCGGUUGGCCAAGGCGAAAACGGAGAAUGUAGAGUUAAUCACGAAAAUCCACGUGCAGAAGGUCGCCGCCGCUGAAGAUCGUCGAAAGGCCGCAGAGGAAGAGGAGGUACUCACGAAGGUCGCCGAGCUCGAAAAGAAAGAGGCACAAAAGAAGAUCGUCGAGCUCGAGCAGCAGCUUCAAGCGGUGAACGAAGAGAAAGACCAGGAGAUCGCAGAUCUCGCGAAGAGAGUGGCCGCUGCAGAAGAGCAAACUAGUCUCCAAACUGACGCUAAGAACAAGCUCGAGCAGCAGCAUCAAGCGACGAAGAAAGAGAAAGACAAGGAGAUCGCAGAUCUCGCGAAGAGAGUGGCCGCUGCAGAAGAGCAAACUAGUCUCCAAACUGACGCUAAGAACAAGCUCGAGCAGCAGCAUCAAGCGACGAAGAAAGAGAAAGACAAGGAGAUCGCAGCUCUCGAGAGCAAGCUUACCACAUUGGGAACCGAGAAGGAGAACGAGAUCGAUACGCUUGGAAAGGACUAUGAGUUGCAAAUGUAUAGCACUCGUAUAAUGUUGCAUGACAAAUUUUCUCAGCAUGCAAAAUAAAAUUUGUACAAUGCGGAUUUACCGUAAGAAAAAGAAUUGUAACGCAUGACUGCAAUUUACUACGAGCGCGAUGCUUUUGCACAGGAUAUGGGCCUGGACCACGCGAUACUGCUUGUGAAAACGCUAUCCUGAAUAAACAAAACGCCCCCACCCGAGACUUGUCAUGCUGAUCUGCAUGCUUGAACUUGAAGUCUAAGUCUUACUUUCUCGUCAUGCGCAGCACCAUGAGUACGAUUUCCUAGUUCGGUUUUCGCUUUGAAACUUGCCAUGCCCGAAUCAGCACGAGAAAGUACUUGUGUAAAGCCGCUGCGCUAGCUAAACGUUACUACAUAUUAGCGAGCCCAAACUUGUCAUGCGCAAAAGCAAAACUUGUUGACUAUGCUUUGUUGUCUAGCAAAUAUUGCAUCCCAAAUUUGCUCUGCCUCUGAGGUGGGGGCAUUGUUUUUUCACGGGAUGAAAGCUGGCGCUGACGGACGAGGCGAUGACCGAGGAGCAGCAAGCCUUGAAAAUUAUCCAAGACCAACCCGUAUCGAGUGCAAAUAUGUCUUGGUCUGGAAGACUACAGCAGACGCCUGUCAUGCAAUUUUUCUACCUGCGAAAAAGUCCUCUAGAAAGCACACGGAGCAUGACAAAAUCUGCGGAUGCAUUUGCAUUUGUUUCCUUCGCUAUAAUCUGCAUGACAAAUGACAAGGGCCGCGCGUGGGGGCAGGGUCUUCACGCUGGGACUUUAUUCCCAUCCCUACUGGCGCUAGUGGGGAAACAAGAGUGUAGUUCCGCAUCGGGACGUCGUGCGUCUUGUGUUCCUUACUACAGCAGCACAUGUUUUUGUGAGUCCCAGGAUAAGUAAACCCGCAUCACAAGUUUGCGCUCUUCCAGACCCAGACACAUUUGCAUUGCAUAUCUCGAACAGGAGGUAGAGCCGCAGCAGAGUUCGCUCGCAUCCCCUGGCAGACCACCAACUGCAAAUCCGUCGUGAACAGGAUCUUCCACGAUGAUUUUUUUUUUUUUCAUCUUCCGUAAAUCUUUCCCGACCCCGAGCUGCAUCAACAGUAGAGCAACAGUGUGGCGGCCCGCCGUUUCCUCGCAGCGGCCCCCCAGACUACGGUUUUACAAUGCAGCGGCGCACAUGGGAAUGUUGUCAUCCCGCGAAGAAAGUCAUCGGGCAAAUGAGGGCAAUGUUUGUUCCCGCGAGGGGCGUCAUCGAAGAAAUUACUUAAUAUAUGGAUCUAGGGCAUCGAGCACAAAGAUGAAACUCUAAACGAGAAUUAUAGUUGCGAAGAAAUAACUGCUAGCGCUGUCAAUAAGAAGAUCAUGUGCACAACGGCACAUUGUUGCUGAUCUACCUGAACCUUUGUACAGAUUCCGACACAACGACGUCGACGAAGAAACAGUCCUUUUGUUUUCUACGAUGAAAUAACUACGUGGCGGCUCCUGUACUCGUUUUUGUUACAGGAGUAU